AUGAGAUUAUCUACCGUUAACACAGCAUUGGUCUGGGCCGCUGCGGUCACCACCGUCAGCUCCCAGCAGCAACAACCACUUACAAAACCGCCGACAAGGACAGGAAGUAACUUUCAUGUGAAAGAGCAAUCCGCAGCCCUUUGUGAUGCUGGGUCGAGGUACUAUACAGGAACAGUCAACAUCACGACUGAAAAGUCCAUGUUCUUCUGGUAUUUCGAAAGCCGCCACCAGCCAGAGAAUGACCCAUUGCUUCUAUGGAUGAGCGGCGGGCCAGGUGCGACUGGAGAACUUGGCUGUUUCGUUGGUAGCGGCCCGUGUGCGGUCAAUGAAGACGGGAACUCGACGAGACGCCUGGAUUAUUCAUGGACAGAUCGUGCUAAUGUCAUCUAUAUCGACCAACCCAUUGGCGUCGGCUUCUCUGAGAUCACUGAUCGUGAAAUGAUUGCUGUCAGCCUCUUAGAAGGCGCCCGAGACGUCUACUCUUUCCUCUCCACCAUCUCUACGGAGGUAUUUCCACAAUUUGCAAGCCGCCCUUGGCAUCUGACUGGAGAAUCCAUGGGCGGUCACUACGUCACUGGCUAUACCCAGUACAUAGCCUCACUUGAGCGUGAAAAUGCAGCAUUGGGCAUUGAACCCCGGAUCAACAUCUCGUCAAUAGUCAUUGUAGACGGAUACAUUGAUGCCUCACGUCAGACCGUUGGAUACUAUGACUUCUUCUGCGCUGACUGGGCAGCCGACGGGCGCAAAGCGCCCCUCAUGGACAAGACUAUCUGUGCGGAUAUGUCUGAGGGUGUUCCAGCAUGUGAGUUGGCAGGAGCCCAAUGCCGGAGCAGCUACGACGCCGCAGUAUGCCUUUCGGCGAUGAAUGUGUGCAAUCAGACGGUCGGGCGGUUCUUCAACGACGAAAUCCGCCCCGGGGGCUGGGAUCCUUACGACAGCCGUCACAAAUGCGAGGAGCCUCCUUUGUGCUCAAGUUUUGCCCAUGACCAUACAUUGGAGUUCUUCAACCAGGAUUGGGUCCAAAAAGCACUGGGCUUCCCAGACUUUCCCUUUGAAUUGAUCGACUUCGACACUAACUACCGCUGGGUCCAGGCCGGGUAUGUGAACCUGCCGGUGACGCGGGAAUUAACCUGGAUUCUAGACCAAACGAACAUCAAAGUUCUUUUCAUCAAUGGAAAUAAUGAUAUCAUAAUCAACACACCAGGUCAGAUGCGUAUGCUGGACGAGCAGCCGUGGAAAGACCAAGCACAAUAUAGAAGCUUGGGCUAUAAAGAAUGGUAUUAUAGGGAUGGAGAUCUGGCACACCAUGACGAGAAGGGGGUUGAGAGAGGUGGCUUUUGGAAAGGAACUGACCGCCUGCAAUUCUACGCCAUUGAUGAGGCUGGGCACUUUGCGCCUCAUUUUCAGCCCGAACCAGUCGGAGCUGUACUGAGAGGGUGGUUGCGCAAGUAG
Molecule: messenger RNA, 1452 nt
Organism: Clonostachys byssicola
Lineage: Eukaryota; Fungi; Ascomycota; Sordariomycetes; Hypocreales; Bionectriaceae
Source: the annotation of a GenBank genome assembly